GGGAAAAAGAACUAAACGAUACAAAUUCGUUCCGCCUUUAAAUCCAUACUUCUUUAUUUAAUUAUGGCUUACGAAAUGAACGGAGAGACUUUAAACGAUAAAAUGGCAGGGGAUCAAGAUAAUUUCACGUCAAAAGAAAUGUUGACGAAGCGAUUGCAAAUGAAAUCGGAAGAACUUAUGUCUCUGCAUCGAGAAUUGGUUCAAUGUAGAUUGCAAAGGGAUCAGUUUAAAUUGAUGACAGAGCAAAUGCAAGAAAGAUUUAUACAGUUGAAGAGGCAAAUAAAUGACAUACAGGAAUCAAAAGGAUGUUACAGUCUGGAGGACUACUUCAAGACCUUGGAUUUACUAACAGAGACACAGGAACAGAAUAAAUGUCUCAGGCUACAAGUGGAAACACUGAGACAAAAAUUAGGGGAUGCUCAAGGGGAUGUUAAAGCACUUCGUGCAAAUGGUACUCGAAUUUGUUCAGAAACACAAGCUCAGUGUGCUCCUGCUGUUCAUCAAAGAGAGGAGAUGAUAGAACAGUUAGAGAAAUUGAACAUUAAGUGUACCCAAUUGCAAACAGACUUGCAGGCAGUUUUAGAUGAGAAGCAUGAGCUGGAGAUGGAAAGGGAUGCUUUCAAAUGCAAAGCACACCGUUUGAACCAUGAAUUAUCAAAAGCAUUAAAUGCAUCUAAACCAGUGGAUCUAGAUGCCCUUAUCAAUGAGAACAGGUAUCUUCAAGACAGAUUGCAGCAGUUGCUGGAGGAAAAGGAGCUAGCAAGGCAAUCUCUUUCAAAAUACAAAAGUAUGCUGGAUAGCAAAAGAGUGAAAGGAUCUAUAAAACUAGGUGCAAAUACUGCAGCUGGCACAAUCAUGACCCAUAAACAAGAACAGUUGUUGCAUCAUGAUUCUCAUAUACCACCUCAAAAAUCCGCAGCAGCGAUGUCCGACUUGCGAUGUCUGUGCAUAGCCUUACUGGAAGCACUAAACGAUAAAACAUUAGCUUUGGUACAUCAAAAGAAAGCAAACAAAAUAUUGGCGUUAAGAAUAUGCGAAUUGGACAGCGCGGUAGAAUCGCCGACAAUGAAAUUGUUGGAAGGAUACACGAGCUCGAACGUCGAUGCAAGGUUGGGCGAGAAAGAUUGCACCGAGUUGGUACAAACGCCUGGCUGUAGCGUGGACAACGUCGAAGGAUGUAAUGUCGUAACGUGCGAUGUCAAUACGACAGAUGACGUUCCCUCUUCGGAAAGUCAUGUCAUGCAACAGUUACAUACCAUACAAAUGAGUCUUCCGAAAAAUUUGGGAGUUUUAGUCCAAAAGGCAAUAAACAAUUUAAAGGAAAGCGACAAAGAAAAAACCUAAAUUUAACCGAACGCAGAAAUAUUUAAAAUUGCAUUAUCUAGUCACACUCGAUGAACACCCAAGACGGUUUUCUCAUGUCUCGGGCAAACAAAAUCGAUCUAUUUUCCUCCCCUUAGAAUUUAAGAUUUUAAAAUAGUAAGUUAAAGUUUUAAAAAUUGAUCAAGAUAUCAACUAGGAUUAUCUCAAUGUGUUAAUAAUGUAAAAGUAAAGCGUAAGACUUGUUGUAAAAUCCGUCUUAUUCCUUUAAAGUGCUGGCGUUUUGUCAAUCGUUUAAGAAAU
Colletes gigas is the source of this 1623-nucleotide messenger RNA. RefSeq names its product coiled-coil domain-containing protein 149. NCBI's taxonomy places the organism in Eukaryota, Metazoa, Arthropoda, Insecta, Hymenoptera, Colletidae. The record is from RefSeq and is a predicted model, not a curated record. The transcript has 9 exons. The coding region runs from base 64 to 1344 and encodes 426 amino acids.